Vicia villosa (hairy vetch) is the source of this 462-nucleotide messenger RNA. RefSeq lists its product as uncharacterized. The record is from RefSeq and is a predicted model, not a curated record. The transcript has a single exon. The coding region runs from base 1 to 462 and encodes 153 amino acids. NCBI's taxonomy places the organism in Eukaryota, Viridiplantae, Streptophyta, Magnoliopsida, Fabales, Fabaceae.
AUGUCACCAUACCAACUUGUCUACGGAAAACCAUGUCACUUGCCUUUAGAGCUUGAACACAAGGCAUCUUGGGCAACUAAAUUCUUGAACAUGGACUUGUCUCUAGCAGGAAAUUCUAGAAUCUUACAGUUGCAUGAAUUAGAAGAGUUCCGGAAUCGUGCGUACGAAAAUGCCAAGGUUUACAAGGAACAGACCAAGAAGUGGCACGAUAGGAGGAUUCAGAAAAAAGAGUUUUGGGAAGGACAGCUGGUCCUUCUGUACAAUUCCCGUUUGAAGCUUUUUCCGGGAAAAUUGAGAUCCAAAUGGUCGGGACCAUUUAUGGUUCAUAAGGUAUUCCCUUACGGUGCAGUUGAAAUCAAGAAUCAAGCUAAUGGAGACAUCUUUAAAGUUAAUGGGCAAAGAUUAAAGCCAUAUUUCCAAGGUCAACCAGUUGGACAGGUUGAUGUCAUUCGUCUUGCUUAG